AUAUUAUAUGGGUCUAGUUCAUGAACUUUGACAUAAAAGUAAUUAUCAGUGAAUAUCCUGCAUGAGUGUCAGGAUACAUGAGCAAGGUCACUUGGGACAAUCAUGUUUGGAAAUAUUUAUUCUAUUGCCAUAAUAACUUUAAGUUUAUGGAUCUACAGUGUAGUUCAUGAAACAAGGAUAUGUGGAUAAUCAAGUAUCACUGAUCAUCUUGCACUGUCUUAGGUCAAAUGACCAAGGUCAUAGGUCAUUUAGGGUCAAUGGACAUAGUAUUUUAUUAUCAUACAACUGGUGUUGUUUAAACAUUUAGUUGUUUUCAAAGUCAGCACUGCUGCAAUAUUGAAUCAUGUACAUAUUGCAGGCGAGACUGUCAGAGGCAUUCUACUUGUUGAAAUGACAGCAUAACUUAGAAAGUAUAUAGACCUAGUUCGUGAAACUUAGCCAUAAUAAGGUUAAUCAAGUAUUACUGAACAUCCCACCCGAGUUUCAGGUCACAUGAUCAAGGUCAAAGGUCAUUUAAGGUCAAUGAACAUUGGCCAAGUUGGGGGUAUUUGUUGAAUCACCAUCAUAACUUUGAAAGUUUAUAGAUAUAGUUUAUAAAAUGUGGAUAUAGGGGUAAUCAACUAUCACUGACAAGUCUUGGUCGCAUGAUCAAGGUCAAAUGUCAUUUAUUGUCAAUGAUCGUAGUAUGGUAUCAUUAUAUGAAUGGUGUUUUUUGUAAAUAAUUAUUUCAUAGUAGUUUUCAAAGUUAGCACUGCUGCUAUAUUGAAUCGCGCGAUGCAGGUAAGACUGCCAGAGGCGCUACACUUGUUCUGUGAUUGCUUUAGUUGCAUCUUCUCUAUAAUAAAUUAUGAUAAAGUGCAUUAGACUAUACAAUCAAACCUUCCUUGGUGAUCACCUUUAGAGCAGGAAUGCCUGUCUAUACAGACCACAACUUAAGUUUCCAUUUUGGAUACCUUUUCCCCCAUAGAAACAUGUAUUAAAGGUGUCCGUAAACAUCCCUUAGUUGGUGUUUCCUAAAACCAUUCAUAAAGUACAAAUGACUUGGGCUUGGCAUACAACUGGUGACCCUUUCUUGUGCUGCAAGAUAGUUUGUAAAAUUGUGUUUAAAGUUGUGUGUAAAAUCGUGCAUAAAGUCAUUUGUAAUGAUUAAAAUCAUACAAACAGCUAUAUGAAUUACCCACCUUUGUUCUCCCCUAGGCAAUCUUUAUAGAAAAGUCUAACUAAAUUUGUUAUUAUAAUUAUUCGGUUUCGUUAAUCGUAAGGUCAGAGGUCAUGUUGCGGAGGACACCAUGAUGAUUGACAAGGCCAUCUACCCUAACCCUCAAGAAGACCUGAAGCACAUGAUGAAGGUUGAUAACGGCGACUGCCCACCUGGUACCAAGCUCCUCAGUGCUCUGACUAGACUGAAAGUCAUAGAGAGAGGGAAAUAUGACAAGGAACCUGCUACUAAGCUCUUAUUACAACUACACACAGGACGGAGGCAUCAACUCCGCGUCCAUUGUCAGAGCAUCAGCCAUCCUAUUGUUGGGGACUACACCUAUAGCAUGAGGAAAGAUGUGAGUCCCUACCGUAUGAUGCUACUUGCCCAUAAACUGCACAUAUCGCUUCCAGGUGAAGACAUCGAUGUGACGGCAGAAGACGUGUUCACACCGGACAAAGAUCCCAAAUGGAUCCCAUACCACGAUGAUAGGUAGCAUAUGCAUGGGUGUGGUAGAAGGCAUGUUCAUACCAGACAAGGAUCCCAGAUGGAUCCCAAGAUGAUAUGUAGCAUAUGAAUACAUAUGGUAGUAGCAGUGUUCACACCAUACAAUAUACCAAGUGUAUCCCAUACAAUGAUGAGAGUGUAUGAAUUGGAAUGGCAGAAGAUGUGUUCCCAUUUUACAAAUGGUUAGUGAAAACCAAUGCUAUACCAAGAUGAUAGGUCAUGUGAGAAUAAUCGUAUUGAUCUUAUACUCUACAUCUUUAAAGGCAUUUUUAUUUUGAGAAUAAGAUUUCUUCAUAUUUACAUAUAUUGAUUAUGUUAUGCAGUACUUUAGUUCUUAAGGUGAUUUCAGAGUUAUACUUGAAAAGUACCAAUGAUUGUUGAUCAGUUAAGCACACAUAUUCAUCAAACCAGUUCAUCCUAGUCUAUCCUGCCUCAACAAGACAUCAAUUUUCAGUUCUCUCAACAUUCAAUCUGUCCCUUCCUCUCAACAUUCAAUCUGUCCCUUCCUCCCUUUCCAAAUAUACUCGUGGGUGGGGGAGUGGCUUACAUGAUGGGGUUCAGUGUCUUCUUUCGGUUUAGAUCUCCACUUUGGUGAAUGAUUUGAUAAAAAGUUUACAAAAAAUGAAAUAUUUUUCUUAAAAUUGAUGAAAAAUACAAACUAAGAAAAACCAAAUGUGCCUUGACAGAAUUUGCAGUAUUUUCCCCAAAGCUCUUCAAAAUACCUUAGUCAUGUUAUUUAUUGAACAUUUUCAUUUUUUUGGCCAAUUUUGUGCACUUGGAAAAGUUUGUAUUAUCAUCCUUUACCCCAUUAUAUACUUUAUUUUCCCUUUUUGAUGAUGUGGUAGUGAUUAGCGUCUUGUGCGACCAGGCCAACAAAAUAUGAUCUCUCCAUAUGGCUUCUUAGCUUGGCCACUCCGUUUCAUUCACUUUGAAGUUCUUUCUGUCCAUAAUAACCACUGAUCCUAGCAACUGCUUUGGUGCAAUGCUUGUUCGUGCCAUUUCCAAAUUUCAUCAGCUUGUUUGGGAAUUUUAACUGGCCAUUUUCAGUGACCUGAACAGUGAUAUUUCUUUGUUUUGGAGACGUUACAUCUCUGUAGAUAGCUGUAUGAAAUACACAAAACGUGCACCCUUUAAUUAUCAUCACUCUCUCUUUGUUGAUACUAUUUCUAAAGAUAUGAUAUGAUAGCGUCCAUAGAUGCUGCGAUGUGAUAAGGGCUAGAUACAUGUAUAUAAGUGGAUUAUUGGGCUUUCGCUAGAUCGCUAUCGAGUAACUUUAGAUUUUGUAUUGUUUAUUUGGCAAAAGUAAUGUUAUGGCCUUGUGCCAAACAACCAAGGAUUAAUCCAAUCAUGUACCUUUAUUUCGUGACUUGGAGUAAGCCACGCCUCCUCUCCUCCCUUGAUGCCCUCCACACUCUCCUCGACGGGCGAAUCUAGGUCUGCCUCCCAAUUAUCAUUUGGUUCUGGCAUUGGUCCACCUAAUGAUUGAAAAAAAAAAAAAAAUCAAAAUACAAAUGCUUACAUUCAAAUAUGGACUUUUUUCUUUCUGUAUCUUAGCCUUCAAAAUAUCCCUCAGCUGCCCUGCAGAUUCAGAUUCUGCGAAGAAAUGGAUGUUGGCUGCCAAUAAAACCCAAGUGAAAGCCCAAAUCGAAAACCAGAAAUAAGUUGCACAGUAUAUUUUCGUUUAGCAUACAUUUUCAGAAAAUUUGAUUAAAUCAGCGUCUGGGCCAGGCUCCCGCCUGCUGCUAGAGGCAUAGUUUGGUGUGACGCAGGAGUUUGAACCAAGUGAAGUCGCUGCAAAAUUUCUGCAUCUGUGAAAAAAACAGCAAUACGGAUAAAGAAUUCCAUGGCUCGAGAUAAUUUUCUGACCGUGUUUCUUAUCAAUUCAUGAAGACUAAUACAGGAUCAAUCGCAUUAAAAUGAGAUGAUGGAAAACCAGGAAAUUUGUGAUUCAUUCUCCCCUGAUUGUAUUAAAAGAUUUGUUGUGGAUGCAGAUCAACAGCAAGUGCUACUGCAUCUUUACUAUUCACCUUGUGCCUGGAUGAAGCUUGGACUUUCCUUCCUGGUACUUCCUUGUCAUUCUCCUAUAGAAGUCCAUAGACCUUCUACAAUGAUCUGCUUAUUCUCUGCAGAUUCUUCUGUGACAACUUCCCACGAAGACCUUGGCAACUUUCCUUAAAUACCCUGUUGUGAUGUUCCAUUAGCCUGUCUACCUCAAUGUUGCCAUCAGGUCUGCCACUUACAUUGGCACAUCUAUUCCAAACCAACUUGUAGGACAACCUGGGUGACAAGAAAACGUGAACUUGGGCCAACAAUCGUAGAAUAUGGAAGCUGUAUUUGGGCUUCUUUGCUGCCUUACAAUGUAGCAGUAAAAACUUGUAGAGCCUCAGUUUACACUCCCCUUCUCCACUUUGACCUUCAUCUUUGAAAUCUAUGGCUAGCAGGCCCAUGCUGAGUGCCACUCAAGAGUAGUGGAAGACCCCAUCUUCUGAACUUGUGGAGGAUGGUUGGAUGGGUUCAGGAUGUGGAUGUUUUUCCUGUAUAAUGUUUCUGUAGGUUUUUCCCGGAAGCAUAGGUCUUGUUGCAUUGCUGGCAAGAGAAGUCCUCCUUGAAGCAUACAUUGUGAUAAAUAGCAUAUGUGUCGACAAAUUGUCCCAUGACACUGUUGGCAUAGUUCUUGUACAAGUCCAUAACCUUUGUUUGAUGUUCCUUCAGUUGUGCAGGGUAUUUAUAGAAGUAUGUUUCUGCUUAAGUAACUGUUAUGAAUAACUGAUUUUUUUCCUUAUCCCAAUGAAUAUUAGUUGAAAUAGUGAUUUGACCUGAUUGUUAAAUUUCAAUAAAAAUUUGCUCCUCCAAGAAUUAAAAAGAAAAUCCCACAGACUCGACAAAUUAUUCUGAUUACAAUAUAUGUGUUGGAAAAGAAAAAAAAAGAUAAUGCAAUUUCUUCCUACACAGGUGGCCACAGUUUUCCUGACAUUUGUCUGGAAGAAUCUCCCAGGGAGAUUUUGGGAAGCCCACAUCUGUGCCAUCCUUUGUCCAGGGUUGGAUAGAGUUGACCCAUUUUUGAGUCCCUUCUAGUCCUUGCCUGGAAUCUUGGUGUCAUUCUUCUGAAUUCCUUAUAAACCUCAAUUAGUGACUUCCCAUAUUCAUUGAGCAGGAUGUGGACAUAUUAUGUUGAAAAUGUUUUGUGCUCUUCGAUCUGUUAAAUAUAAGCAAGUCAUUCAUAUGUUAGCAAAAAAAAUAUAUAAAUCUUUCAGGUCAUUGGAUCAAGAUCAAUGUUAAAAAAUGGAAUAAAAUGGAUAUUUGUCAUAAUCGGAAGUUAGUGAUCAU
Messenger RNA from Lytechinus pictus (painted urchin), 5032 nucleotides. Its product is annotated as RNA pseudouridylate synthase domain-containing protein 1-like. The transcript is spliced from 3 exons. The record is from RefSeq and is a predicted model, not a curated record. Gene Ontology annotation, molecular function: pseudouridine synthase activity; RNA binding. Lineage: Eukaryota; Metazoa; Echinodermata; Echinoidea; Temnopleuroida; Toxopneustidae. Bases 1290 to 1694 code for a protein of 134 amino acids. Gene Ontology annotation, biological process: enzyme-directed rRNA pseudouridine synthesis.